This is a messenger RNA of Chironomus riparius, 519 nucleotides long. Lineage: Eukaryota; Metazoa; Arthropoda; Insecta; Diptera; Chironomidae. The record is from the annotation of a GenBank genome assembly.
AUGACGGAUGAUGAUAACAUUAAACUCCAAAAGAAGCUGUAUUUUAUGGUCGAUAAGUUGAAAGAGUUUCAUGGAAAAUUAGAUACAGACAUUCAGAAUCGUAUCCCAUUAGAGAAUUUAAUAACAAUGGCAAAUGUCUUGGUGAAUGAUGAGCACAUAUUCGAGGUCGUUGGGAAGUUAAAUGAGUAUCAGAAUGCAACUGAGGAUGUUCUGAAGAAGCAACGAGAUGACUUGAUACUAGAGAAUCAAAAGGAAAUUGAAAGCUAUGUUCAAAAAUUAAAUGAUAGCGAUGAAGUCGUCCAUACAGUCCAGCUGCUAAAGAAGCAGCAUGCAAAGAAAUUAAAAGACUUGGACAGAGCAAUUGUUCAGAAUCUCGAUUCUUUAGUAUUAGAACAACAGCACACGCUACAAGUGCUUAAUUUGCCUGCUUUCUCUGAAACAUUUGAUAGCAAGACUAUAAUCACUCAAAUGCACCUAUUAUCAAUGAUAUUAAAGCUACAGAAGCUAUUGAGUAGUUAA